Messenger RNA from Synchiropus splendidus (mandarinfish), 2604 nucleotides. RefSeq names its product gamma-glutamyltransferase 1b (gene ggt1b). Gene Ontology annotation, cellular component: plasma membrane. Bases 353 to 2065 code for a protein of 570 amino acids. The record is from RefSeq and is a predicted model, not a curated record. Lineage: Eukaryota; Metazoa; Chordata; Actinopteri; Syngnathiformes; Callionymidae. Gene Ontology annotation, biological process: regulation of immune system process; regulation of inflammatory response; peptide modification. Gene Ontology annotation, molecular function: glutathione gamma-glutamate hydrolase. The transcript has 14 exons.
UCCUCAAAGUAAAACAAGAGGGAAUAAUUCAUGCAAGCUCCUCGCUUUCCAAUCAUUUGGUGACUAAGUGGAACCAUGUGUCAUCUAUUUGCAACGAACCUUAAACACAUUGAAGCCUCAGCUGGUUAAUCUUUGUCUUUGUCGCUAUCGCUGUGGACAAACACACCAGAAGACUCAAGGGUCCGGCAAUUACUCUGAGUCAGGUGUUUUAUGGUGGCUCGGGUUAAAGGUUCCCGAUUUUGCGAUCAUUAUAUAGCCAACCACAAAGGGCUGCUUCAGAUCACCUGCCGGCGCAGCUCGUGCACAGAGGUCGCAAAGAAUUUAAGGUGUCUCUCUCCCGAGCAUUUCAAGAAUGGUCAAGAAGACGAUAUGUGUGGCCCUAGCCGUUCUGCUGCUGGCGGCCGUGGCCACGUUUGUAGGAGUCUAUUUCGGUGUUGGCAAACGGAAGCCCUCUGAAACGUACUUUAAGGCUGCUGUGGCGGCUGAUGCAGGGCCCUGCUCAGACGUGGGCAGAGAUAUGCUGAAGAAAGGAGGGUCAGCUGUAGACGCCUCAAUAGCGGCUCUGCUGUGUGUCGGACUGAUGAACGCUCACAGUACGGGCAUCGGCGGGGGCCUUUUCUUGAUCAUCUACGACGCAAAAACAGGUAACGUGGAGACCAUUGAUGCUCGGGAGACAGCGCCUCAAAAUGCGACUGAGAACAUGUUUGGCAGCAGCUCGGAGGCAUCUCAGAUGGGAGGGCUCUCCAUCGCGGUCCCGGGGGAGAUACGAGGCUAUGAGAUGGCCCACAAGCGACAUGGGAAGCUGCCUUGGAGUGAUUUGUUCCAGCCCAGUAUAGAACUGGCAGAGAAAGGUUUUCCUUUGGGUCGAGCCCUCGCCUCCGCCUUGAACGCACAUCAAGAGACCAUUGUCAACGAUCCAGCCUUGUGUGAGGUGUUUUGUGGCCCGGAUGGUACCGUUCUCAAAGAAAAUGCCACCAUUAAAUAUCUGAAACUGGCUCAGACCUACCGGAAAAUCGCAGAAGAAGGUGCAAACACUUUCUACCAAGGUCAAGUAGCAGAGGACCUUGUGUCUGACAUUCAAGCAGCAGGCGGAAUCAUCACAAUGGAGGAUCUGAGGGAUUAUGUUCCCAUCUUGGAUGAGAACCCUAUCAGGGUGAAUGUGGGGGAGUACACCAUGGCUGUUCCCAAUGCCCCCGCUAGCGGCCCUGUUCUCUCACUGAUAUUAAACAUCUUGAAUGGCUUCAACUUAAGUUCAGAGAGUGUGUCGACCACCGAGCGCAAGAUCUUGACAUACCAUCGCAUCAUAGAGGCCUUCCGUUUCGCCUAUGCAAAGAGAACCCUGCUGGGAGAUCCAGCUUAUCUCAACAUCACAGAGCUUAUCCAGAACAUGACCUCGAUGACAUACGCAGCGGAUGUCAGAGACAAGAUCACAGACGACACCACACACCCCAUAAGCUACUACGAGCCGGAGUUUUACCUCCCUGAAAACCAUGGGACGUCACAUCUCUCUGUGGUGGCAGCGGACGGGAGCGCUGUGGGCGCGACCAGCACCAUCAACUUAUUUUUGGGCUCCAAAGUCAUGUCAGCCAAGACUGGGAUUCUCCUCAACAAUGAGAUGGACGACUUCAGCUCCCCCAACAUCACCAAUGGCUUUGGACUUCCUCCUUCACCCAACAACUUUAUCAGACCAGGGAAGAGACCCAUGUCUUCAAUGUGUCCCACCAUCCUCUUUGACAAAAAAAAUCAGGUGAAGAUGGUAGUGGGGGGGUCAGGUGGGACGAAAAUCACUACCUCAAUUGCUCAGGUGAUUCUCAACGCACUGUUUUUCAAUUACGAUGUGAAAAAAGCUGUCUCUGAUCCGAGGAUACACAACCAGCUGGUGCCCAACUCUACAGUGGCAGAACCCAACUUUGACAAGAACAUCUUGGAAGGCUUGGUGAAGAAGAACCAUAAGACAGAGUACCUGACGGCCACAGGUGCCGUGGUUCAAGCUGUGGUUCGCUACGACAAGGGUCUCCAGGCCCAGUCAGACCCACGGAAGUGGUCGUACGCCUCCGGAUAUUGAUGGCGUAAACGCACCUCGAGAGACUGUUGCCUGAACCUUGACUCUGACAGUAUGAGCUCAGAGAUUAGGGAUUUCACAAGAACUAGAAGCCAUUGCGAGCACAGAUUUCACCCUCAUUAACUCACAAUAAUGCUUCUGUUCUGCUGAGAUAACAAACCACUCGAUUCUUGUUUUAAUGAAUGAUGAAUUUUGUCUCUCCACUGUUGUCACUGCAGAAAAAUGUUCUGUAUUCAUUUGUCCUUCAGUUCAACUGUUGUAGAACUGUUGUCUAUUUAUUUAGCGCGAUCGGUGAUGUUGUGUGUCACAUUUUAUUGACGACAGAAUGUGAAAACUCCCUGUCCUUUCAAGCCUUUCCUCUCAGGGGUUCCCACAGCAAGUCAGCCUCCUCCACCUGGAUCUAUCUUGAUCAUCCUACCUAGUCUCACCAAUCCCUACACUAUGUCUACAAUGUCAUUGGGUGGUGACGGAGAUGUCAUCCGUUUCAGUCGUCAUUUUCACACAGAGAAUGUUUGCCUUUCAAAUAACAGGAAUCAUUAAAC